AUGUGCUGGAGCAUGCCAGCCACUCCAAAGCAAAUGCCAGAGAAAACUGCAGCACAUGUGCCAGAGCAUGCCAUGGCCCUCCAGGAGCACUCUGGGGCAUACCAUGGCCCUCUGGGUGAACUGUGGCAAGCCAGCCACUCCAGAGCAAAUUCCAGAGCAAACUGCAGCACAUGUGCCAGAGCAUGCCAGCCACUCCAGAGCAAAUUCUGGAGCACACUGCAGCACAUGUGCUGGAGCACUCCAGAGCAGGCCAUGGCCCUCCAGGACACUCUGGAGCAAAUUCCAGAGCAAACUGUGGCACAUGUGCCAGAGCAUGCCAUGGCCCUCUGGGUGAACUGUGGCAAGCCAGCCACUCCAGAGCAAAUGCCAGAGCAUGCCAUUGUACUCUGGGCCACUCUGGAGCAAACUCCAGAGCACACUGCAGCACAUGUGCCAGAGAAUACCAUAGCAUUCUGGAGCACUCCAGAGCAGGCCAUGGCCCUCUGGGACACUCUGGAGCAAAUUCUGGAGCAAACUGCAGCACAUAUGCCAGAGCAUACCCAUAGCAUUUUGGAGCACUCUGGAGUAAACUGUGGCACUGACCUACAUUGGCCACCCUUUGGCAGUGACCCCUAUACAUUAGCCAGCCUUGGCACAGCCCCUAUCUCAUUGGCCUCCAUCAGCCAUCCUUCAGCAGUGACCCCUAUACAUUGGCCAGGUCUUGACAGUGCCAAGCCAUGUCACACCAUGCCAAGCUCUACUGUUGUCUGCAGAAUGGCAGAACAGGACAGACACUUGGUAAUGAAACUACAGGCACUGAAUGAUAUAGGAAACAAUGCUAGUGGCAUGGUGCACUACCAAAAUGUUGGUAAUCAGCUAGUAGACCCUGCUACACUUGUGAUCAAAAGUGCAGACACUACUACAGUUGUGGUAAUGAAACAUGUAGACACCACUAACAGCAUACUGCAAUACUAG
This is a messenger RNA of Pisolithus orientalis, 954 nucleotides long. RefSeq lists its product as uncharacterized. Bases 1 to 954 code for a protein of 317 amino acids. The record is from RefSeq and is a predicted model, not a curated record. Lineage: Eukaryota; Fungi; Basidiomycota; Agaricomycetes; Boletales; Pisolithaceae. The transcript has 8 exons.